This is a messenger RNA of Fulvia fulva, 1551 nucleotides long. Its product is annotated as ATP synthase subunit beta, mitochondrial. Lineage: Eukaryota; Fungi; Ascomycota; Dothideomycetes; Mycosphaerellales; Mycosphaerellaceae. The transcript is spliced from 8 exons. Gene Ontology annotation, molecular function: ATP hydrolysis activity; proton-transporting ATP synthase activity, rotational mechanism; ATP binding. Bases 1 to 1551 code for a protein of 516 amino acids. The record is from RefSeq and is a predicted model, not a curated record. Gene Ontology annotation, biological process: proton motive force-driven mitochondrial ATP synthesis; proton transmembrane transport.
AUGAUCCGCAACGGCAUUGCUCGGUCGCUGCGCGCCCAGCCCUUGAGGGCCUCUCCCAUCACCAGCGCAUUCCAGGCAAAGACCUUUGCGCCUGCCAUCUCACAGCGAUUCGCCUCCAGCGACGCCGCAAGGGAAGGAAAGGUUCACCAGGUCAUUGGUGCCGUCGUCGACGUGAAGUUCCCAACCGACACCCUCCCACCGAUUCUCAACGCCCUCGAGACUACCAAUGGCGGCAACAAGCUGGUUUUGGAGGUCGCACAACAUUUGGGUGAGAACGUCGUGCGAUGCAUUGCCAUGGACGGUACCGAGGGUCUCGUUCGUGGACAGAAGGCUACCGACUCUGGUGACCCGAUCAUGAUUCCAGUCGGCCCAGGUGUCCUUGGUCGCAUCAUGAACGUCACUGGUGACCCAAUUGACGAGCGUGGCCCCAUCAAGCACGAGAAGAAGCUGCCUAUCCACCAGGAAGCUCCAGAGUUCAUUGAUCAGGCCACAUCCGCCGAGGUCUUGGUCACUGGUAUCAAGGUCGUCGACCUUCUCGCCCCAUACGCCCGUGGUGGUAAGAUUGGUCUCUUCGGAGGUGCCGGUGUCGGAAAGACUGUGUUCAUUCAGGAGCUCAUCAACAACAUCGCCAAGGCUCACGGUGGUUUCUCCGUCUUCACUGGUGUCGGUGAGCGUACCCGUGAGGGUAACGAUCUGUACCACGAAAUGCAGGAGACUGGUGUCAUUCAGCUCGAUGGCGAGUCCAAGGUCGCCCUCGUCUUCGGUCAGAUGAACGAGCCACCCGGUGCCCGUGCCCGUGUCGCCCUUACUGGGUUGACCGUAGCAGAAUAUUUCCGUGACGAGGAAGGCCAGGAUGUGCUCCUCUUCAUAGACAACAUCUUCCGAUUCACUCAAGCCGGUGCUGAGGUGUCUGCUCUUCUCGGUCGUAUUCCAUCUGCCGUCGGAUACCAGCCAACCCUAGCCAUCGACAUGGGUGGUAUGCAAGAGCGUAUCACCACCACCAAGAAGGGAUCCAUCACCUCCGUCCAGGCCGUGUACGUGCCAGCCGACGAUUUGACGGAUCCUGCGCCCGCCACCACCUUCGCCCAUUUGGACGCCACAACUGUGCUUUCCCGUGGUAUCUCUGAGUUGGGUAUCUACCCAGCUGUCGACCCUCUGGAUUCCGCCUCCCGUAUGUUGGACGCCCGUAUCAUCGGUGAGGACCACUACCGAACCGCUCUCCGAGUGCAGCAAAUGCUCCAGGAGUACAAGUCGCUCCAGGAUAUCAUUGCUAUUCUCGGUAUGGACGAACUUUCUGAGCAGGACAAGCGCACUGUCGAGCGUGCCCGUAAGAUCCAGCGUUUCCUGAGCCAGCCUUUCACUGUCGCCCAGGUUUUCACUGGUAUCGAGGGCAAGCUUGUCGACCUCAAGGACACCAUUGCAUCGUUCAAGCGCAUCAUGGAGGGUGAGGGUGACGACCUCCCAGAAGGUGCUUUCUACAUGGUUGGCAACUUCGAGGAGGCACAGGCGAAGGGCAAGAAGAUUCUGGCAGAUCUCGAGAAGUCAACAUAG